Molecule: messenger RNA, 2460 nt
Organism: Iphiclides podalirius (scarce swallowtail)
Lineage: Eukaryota; Metazoa; Arthropoda; Insecta; Lepidoptera; Papilionidae
Source: the annotation of a GenBank genome assembly
AUGCUGGAUCAAAUGAUUAGCAAGGCUUUCCAAAUUUGUGAAAAAAUUGACAAUAAAGAUGUUUAUGUGGAUAUUUGUUGUGUUCUUACAAGCCAUUUCAAGGAAUACAGCAAAGCUUUGAAGAGGCAUGAAGAGUCUCCUUCCCAUCCAGUGGAGUCCUUAUAUAAGAAAUCUCAUCCAACCUCAAAUGACAAACAAUACCAAUGUGCAGAUCACUGCAUAAAUUUGCUUAGAAUUGUUCUUAAGGAACUUAUUCCCUGGGAACUCUGGGACACUCCGCACUCCGAACUACUUGUGAGAGUAUUGGCAAAGAAGCUGGACACAUUUAUAAAUGACACACUAAUUGAUCCAGUUUGGUUAAAUGAUAAACUGUUGACAUUGAUAAAAGGAAAGAAUGAAGAAAAGAAAGCAGAGGCCCUAAUCAAAGGAAUGGAAGGCAAUGAAGAAUUGAAGAAAGAGGAACCUGAAGUCUUUACAGAAGGUAAUCCAAUAUAUUCUGCGGUGGAAUCUACAUUUUCUUCACCUGUUACGAAAGCUGUCACUGUAACUCCCAGGAGAGAGCUUGAUGAAGAAGGCAGGAAGGAUGUCCCAGAAAAAAUGGAAAGUAUAAUAGAAGAAGUGCCUAUUCAAACCACGGAGCCUAUGGAUAUAAAAUCAUCUCCAAUUUUAAGGCAAAGAAGGGGCAGGCAAGGAAGAAAUGAAGUGAAAAUUUAUGAUAGAGUUAUUGAAGGCAGUAUGAAAACUUGGGAAACUGACAUGGACCUGCAAUGCAUCAGCUUAGGGCAGGAUCUACUUGCGAGCCUGGAUGGCGAGAUAACGCUCAGCCGGCUAUGGGGACAAGAUGUUGACCCUGAUGGUAGCCCAAACCCUCCACGAGCUAAAUCACCACAGCCAUUCUGGUUUGGCGAGGAAGAUGCCAUUGAACUGGAGUGUGGAGACACCAGCCCCCAAAAGCCCAGCCCUGUCAAGAAGGAGAGCAGUCCUAAACCCACUGAAGUGCUCCUCAAGGACAUUCAGAGCACCGUCCACCAGGCUAAGAGCAAGAUAGGAGACCUACAGGUCCCAAUAUCAAACCUAGAUGUGCCCUGCAAGCAUUCCAGUGACGAGGCGGCAGGCAUGAUGGAAGGACUCCUGGACUUUGGGAUCGCUGGAAUAAAGAAGGGUCUUCGCUUUACGGGGCUCAGUGAUGACUCCCAAGAGAAAUCACCAUUGCACCAAAGUAGAGACAGGGGGGCAGAGAAGAUAUCUCCUCCACAAGACUUGGGCAGGGGAAGGGCUCAGGUGACUGAGCACAGGGAGAUACCAAUCGCGAGCAAAGAGGAAAACGGCUCAAUCCACACGCUGGUGAAACAACAUCGGGUGACGUCACAAGACAGUAUGCCGGUCCAGGUGAGGGGCUCUGGUAGCUGGCCCAUGACCGACUCCCCGGAGCCGGAAUACGAGGAGGCCGCCGACCUGUCCACCAGCAUCGCCAAGCUGCGGUGCCUGCUGCAGCAGAGGGCCGAGACGGCCCACCACAGGUCGGACGACAUCUGGUGGGAAGGCGCCGAGGAGACGAGGGGUCGAACCCAACACCACCAUUCGUCGCGGCCGGUCGACACGGCAACACUCGCUGACGAGUACGAUAUGACAAUGGAGAGAAAUUCAUCUCCCGGGCAGACCACAAACAAUAUGCAGAGGCUGGAUAGGCUGUUCCAGCGGACUGUGACCGGUGUCUUCAACUCCAUAAAGACAGCUGUGGGCGCCGAGGGCGAGGAAUCCGCGCCCCGCCCUUUGCACGAUUGGAACUACGUCUGUACAUCACCGGAGCUCAGCGGCCCUAGGUGUCGUGAGGUGACGAGGUCGAUGACGUCACGGCGCGCGUUGAUGACGCGAUCGGCGCAGGUGGGCGGCGCGGUGGUGCGGCUGGUGAGCGCGAGGCGCGCGCUGAGCCACGUGGAGGCGGCGCUGGACCCGCUGCAGCCGACCGCCCCCCGCCCCCAACGCCCCCUGCCCCCCGCCGAUUUCGAGGAGUGGUGCAGCACCGUGGGCGGCGCGUGGAGCGGCACGUGCGCGCUGGCCGGCGCCCUGGGCUGCUGCCGCUCCCACGUGGCCUUCCGCGUCGCCACCUUGCUCUUCGCCGACCUAGCGGAGUCCCUGUUGACCGUCUGGCUGGACGAGCUGGGCUCUUGGCUGCGGGAACAGAUUUUCGCGGCGUUCGAGCAGAUGUCAAACGAGGGUGCGGACUCGAACCCGGGAAGUCGAAAGCUGCGCGAUUUCGACGUGGAGGAAACUUGCGACGCGAUCAUGUCCAUCAUACCAGAGGCGUGGUGCGCGGCCGCGGCGCGCUCGGGGGCGGCCCUGGCGCUGCGCAGCGUCCGCCACCGCGCGCUCAACCGGGACGUGCUGCUGCGCAUCGUGGACCUGCUCGCCGCGCGCUUCUCCCGCGCCGCCGCCGCCCGCCGCAGCGCCGACGCCGAC